AUGGCCAUGGGCAUCCUCCUUUUCGCCGUGAUGGCCACAACGGCCACAGGGGCCGGCCUUGAUCUCACCGAGGAAGAUUGGGAUGUGAAAACAGCAGGGAAAAAUGUUUUCGUAAAGUUCUAUGCGCCAUGGUGUGGGCACUGCCAGAACAUGAAGCCGGCGUGGGACCAGCUCGCACAGGAAUACAAGGAUCAUGACCACAUCCUCAUCGCGAACGUUGACUGCAUCGGGGCCGGGAAAAGCAAGUGCGCGGAAGUGGGCAUCAAGACGUUUCCCACGUUGAAGUUCGGCAGUCCGCAUGACCUCGAGGACUACCGCGGCAGUCGAGACUUCGAAGACCUGGCCGCUUUCGCCGAGGAGGCUUUGCAACCAUCCUGCAGUCCCGAACAAGUGGAUCUCUGCGACGAAGAGCAGCAGAAGCAGCUGCAGGGCUACAUGACCUUGCCCAUGACGGAGCUGAAGUCGAAGAUCGAGGAAGGGGAGGCCGAGAGCCAGGAGGCCGAGAAGGAGCUCGAUGCGCUCCUGAAGUCCCUCCAGAGACAGUACGAGGCUGGACAGAAGUUGAAGGCACAGAAGCAGAAGGAGAUCAACGAGAGAGGCCUCUCGCUGAUGAAGGCAGCGCAGGUGUACAGAGAGUACACCAAGCAGGAGGCCUGA
Molecule: messenger RNA, 657 nt
Organism: Symbiodinium sp. CCMP2592
Lineage: Eukaryota; Dinophyceae; Suessiales; Symbiodiniaceae
Source: the annotation of a GenBank genome assembly